This is a messenger RNA of Aedes albopictus (Asian tiger mosquito), 1571 nucleotides long. RefSeq lists its product as uncharacterized. NCBI's taxonomy places the organism in Eukaryota, Metazoa, Arthropoda, Insecta, Diptera, Culicidae. The transcript has 2 exons. Bases 823 to 1353 code for a protein of 176 amino acids. The record is from RefSeq and is a predicted model, not a curated record.
GGCAGCACCCUCUCAGAUUACAAUGAAACUUUCUGGGUAUGUACACCAAGACUAGAUAAGCCACUUUGCAUACUUAGUUUCUUCAAAAUUUAUCUGGACUGAUUUUUGAAAAGGGCUAAACUUUUUUUAUGGAUUUUUUUAAAAUGUUUUUAAUUAAAAAAUGACUACUCCUACAAAAAAGUGUUGUAUGGGUGAUUAUCACAAAAUAAGUCAAAUUUUAAGAAAAAAAUACUGAAAAAAAUCCAAAAUGAGCCCUACACUGAAAAAAAAUCAUUUCUAAAAAUUCAAAGUUGAUUUAAAAAAAACACCAUUUUUGAUUUUGAUGAAAUUUUGUCUCAAGACAGGUAAUUAUGUUCCCUACCAACCGUCCAUACAUCACAAGAUAGGCACUUUUAAGGAAAAAAAGUUUUUCUAACAAAAACUUUUUCAUGUCCAAAUUAUUAUUUUUUCAGUGUCUUUUUUUAAAAACAAACUAAACCAGUGAAGGUUAUCUAGUAAUCUCAAAAUGCAAUGAAACUUAUUGUGUCAUAUGCGACAAUGCAAUGCACCCAUAUUCACGCAGCAGCACUCUAGAAGUACGAAACAAUAUACAAUUAGAACACGCAUUUCAUACGUGCUGCUGUAAUUUCUACCCAAACGUUUCUACCCCAUGUUCUUGCCUAAUAUUAGGUAAGGCUGUUUAUUAGAUUCGAACUACCUAAUCGAAUAAAAAAAACAAAUCAAGAGUUGUACCUAAAGCAAAUAUGAACAAAACAAGAAAAUGAAUCGGUAUCAUUCAACGAGUUACUUCUCUUUGGUUAUUAAAGGCAGUUCUGAAAAGUAAUGGAUCAAUCGUAUAAAUCAAAAUUCAACAAAUUCAAGUGCAGUGCAAAAAUAAACAAUCCAAAGUGCAACCGUCAUAAUCUACGGGGCAUGUCAUUAAGAUUGAUAGAUAAAAUUCAUUCCAUGGGAUAUACACAUGAAAUCGACGAAUCGAUGAGUAUUUGUGAGUCAUGUCGUGGAUUGAUAAGUCACAACAGAAGCCCGAAUACGAAAAAACGCCGAUCGGAUGGAAACGACGAAACUAUGCAACCAUCAUUUAGUGGGCAGCAACAUCAUGAUGUUCCAGAACCAGAACCGUCAACGAGUGGUCAACAAAUCGAACAUGAGCUGGAUAUGGUACCAUCUAUUUCAUCAUUGGAGUCAAUUCCGUCAACAGAUCAACUACAGGGUCCCCAUAAUAUUGAGAAGUUUAAUACCAUUGCUGAAACAUUGAGUUUAUCGCCAAUCUCAUCUAGAAACAUGAGAAGUAUGGAAUAUCGCAUAAACAAAUCAUUGCAGAUUACGAAAGCAGUUCGAAAAAAUAUCUUCUGAAUAGAUUCAACGGAUGUUGGCAAAGUGGAGGCGUAUGACGAGAUAAUUAUGCAGUUAAAGGAUAAGUUCAAUCACCCUACAACUGACAGAAGCGAACAGAUUAAAAUACUAUCUGUACUUCCUAAGUCUUGGUCGGUAAAUAAAAUCACAAGAGAGUUUAACGCACCAAUGUAUAUGGCGAGGCAGGUGAAGGAUCUUGUUUAUGAACAGGGUAUUCU